Molecule: messenger RNA, 2830 nt
Organism: Dendrobium catenatum
Lineage: Eukaryota; Viridiplantae; Streptophyta; Magnoliopsida; Asparagales; Orchidaceae
Product: ABC transporter G family member 28-like
Exons: 14
Coding region: 147-2645 (832 amino acids)
Molecular function (GO): ATP binding; ABC-type transporter activity; ATP hydrolysis activity
Source: RefSeq, a predicted model, not a curated record
UACUACCCCUGCACUUACUCUAUUUUUGUCCGUACCACUCUAUAUCUUUCUUCUCCGCCUGCCUCGCAAAAUCCAAUUCGGUUACUGCUGGAAUGCUUCACCACUCAUUUCUCUGAGCUGCCCACGUAGUCCAAAUAGACUUCGCGAUGCCGGCGGCCCUUAGACUCGCCGCCGCCAUCUUUCUCUUCUGCAUCUCGACGAUCUGCUGUCUGGAAGACGGCACCGUCCCUGACUUCAGCAAUGCGUCUCCGGCGGCGUUGCCUUACUUCACCCAAGUCUUUUAUGACCGCUUCUCGAACUUCAGCGAGAGCUUCGCCGUUGAGAUCAGUCAGCAUCUCGGGUUCUGCAUCAAAGAUCCGAAAAAGGACUGGAACGGAGCGUUCAACUUCUCGUCUGAUCUGGAGUUUGUGUCUGAUUGUAUCACUGAUACAGAUGGGGAUUUAACACAACGACUUUGCACGGCAGCGGAAAUUAAGUUAUACUUCAACAGUUUCUUUAUUGAUGGGGGAAACAAUGAUUUCUUGAGGCCUAACAAAAACUGUAAUACGACUUCUUGGGUUUCUGGUUGUGAGCCUGGAUGGGCAUGCAGUGUUGUUGAAGGCCAGAAUGUUCACAUAAAAGAUUCUGCAAACAUACCUUCUAGAACCCAGAAUUGCCGUCCUUGCUGUGAGGGGUUUUUCUGCCCUCGUGGAAUUACCUGCAUGAUACCAUGUCCCUUGGGUGCAUACUGUCCACGAGCCGAACUGAAUACAUCUACUGGUGUUUGUGAUCCAUACAACUAUCAACUGCCUCCUGGGCAGACAAACCAUUCUUGUGGUGGUGCUGAUAGAUGGGCUGAUGCUGGAAGUAACAGUGAAAUAUUCUGUCCUGCUGGAUUUUUCUGCCCCAGCACAGUUAGGAGAGUUUUUUGCAGUAGUGGAUAUUAUUGCAGGAUGGGAUCUAUAUCAGAGAAAAGAUGCUUCAGGAAGAACUCGUGUAAACCAAAUUCUGCCAAUCAAAAUAUUACUCUAUUUGGUGCAUUGUUAAUGGUUGCCUUUGGAACAUCUGUCUUCCUCACUCUGAUCUGGUGGUAUUCGAAUUUUAAGUCCAACUUUGAAAACACCACUGCUCCAUAUAGCUUGUCCAAUAGCUCAUCAAUCACCGGAAUUGGAAACUUGCUUUCAGCAGACAUGCCAAAGGCUGAUAAAGUUUUGGUUGUGGAAAGGGUGAUUGAAUCCUUGGGACUUCAAGCUGUACGAGAUUGCCUUGUUGGGACAGUGGAAAAGCGUGGAAUAUCUGGUGGUCAAAGAAAAAGAGUGAAUGUUGGGCUUGAAAUGGUGAUGGAACCUUCAUUGCUGAUACUGGAUGAACCUACAUCUGGUUUGGAUAGCGCUUCAUCUCAGUUGCUUCUAAGAGCUCUUCGUAGGGAGGCACUUGAAGGAGUAAACAUUUGUAUGGUGGUUCACCAACCAAGCUACACUUUGUUCAAAAUGUUUGAUGAUUUGGUACUGCUAGCAAAAGGUGGUCUGGUUGUAUAUCUUGGGGCCGUAAAGAAAGUUGAAGAUUACUUCGCCGGCCUUGGCAUUGAUGUUCCUGAGCGUGUGAACCCUCCAGAUUACUUCAUUGAUAUUUUAGAGGGCAUAAUAAAACCACCAGGGAUCAAUGUUAGACAACUCCCCCUUAAGUGGAUGCUGCUUAAUGGGAAUUAUGUACCCCCUGACAUGCAGCAGAACCUUAGUACUGUUGACAUUCUGGAAAAGGACUGUGAAGCAAAUGAUUCAAGUGGAAGUGGUGACCAGUCAGCUCCUGGUGAAGUCUGGGAUAACAUGGCUGAUGAAUUUCAGCAUAGAGGAGAACAUUUAGAGCAUAAAUUAUCAAAAGUAAAAGAUUUAUCUAAUCGUAGAACUCCUGGCAUUCUCCAGCAAUACAGAUACUUCCUGGGAAGGGUUGGUAAGCAGCGCUUGCGUGAAGCCAGAAUACAAGGAAUUGAUUUUCUAAUUCUAGGCCUGGCUGGAGUUUGCCUGGGUACACUUGCUAAAGUGAAUGAUGAAUCAUUCGGAGCGGCUGGUUAUACAUACACUAUUAUUGCUGUUUCUCUCUUAUGCAAAAUUGGAGCUUUGAGAUCAUUUUCGCCAGAGAAAUUGCAUUAUUGGAGAGAGAGAUCAUCUGGCAUGAGUUCGUUGGCUUAUUUUCUGUCGAAAGAUACCAUUGACCAUUUCAAUACUCUCGUUAAGCCUAUUGUUUACCUCUCAAUGUUUUAUUUCUUCAACAACCCAAGGUCAUCAAUAUUGGACAACUAUGUCAUCUUGGUUGCGCUAGUUUACUGUGUUACUGGAAUUGGUUAUGUUUUUGCCAUUUGCUUCAAUCCAGGUUCUGCUCAACUAUGGUCAGCACUUCUUCCUGUUGUCUUGACUCUGAUAGCUACACAGCAAAGAAAUUCAAAGCUUUUGUCUAAUUUAUGCUACUCUAAGUGGGCGCUGGAAGGAUUUGUAAUAGCAAGUGCAGAAAGGUAUUCUGGCGUGUGGUUGAUUACCAGGUGCGGCUCUUUAAUGAAAUUUGGUUAUAAUAUUCAUAACUGGUAUCUCUGUGUAAUUGUCCUCUUUGCAUAUGGCUUAGUUUCCCGCUUUAUAGCCUUUGUUUGUAUGGUUACUGUCCUGAAAAAAUGAUGCUCUGAAGAAAUUACACCUUCUCUAUAAUUCUUCAUGUGUACAAAUCAAAUGAAAUUAUUUGAAAUUGUUAUUGAAAGCCAGUCGCAAACUACAGUCUCCAAAUAUUUAUUUCAAUUUGUUGAAAGAAAAUGUAGGCCAUACUUACCAACAUAAUGAAGUGAUACAGUGCUUUUUGGUAUUCA